Messenger RNA from Symbiodinium sp. CCMP2592, 1149 nucleotides. The record is from the annotation of a GenBank genome assembly. NCBI's taxonomy places the organism in Eukaryota, Dinophyceae, Suessiales, Symbiodiniaceae.
AUGGACUGGGUUCUCUUCGAGGAAACCAAACUGGAGAACAGCGACCUCCACCUGAACCAUGGUCCCAAUGUUUUUGAGAAUGCAGAGAAGAUCUCCGUCGAGUCCCUCCCCGAGGUGUUCCGUUCCGACACCGCGGAUUUCUUUGAGAUUGCCAGUGGUGAGGAGCACUCAAUCGUUCAAGAAGGUGCAGAUUUUCAGGUUCUGGCUGCGUCCGAUUCUUCCUCGUCUACUACAACCCUGAGAUGUGAAGCCUUGGCUCGCGAGAAGCUGCGCAUGAAAGCCUUGUCUUUUGCCGACCUCUACGAGAUCGUCCAGCUCGUGCCGCUCCGGAAGACCAAGAAGCACAGGUGCAUCAGUGGGGGCGCCGAAACAACGGUCAACUACUUCUUUGCCGGCCUCUACACCCACGGCGUUUUCUCGGGGAUCACCAAAGGAACAGAAGCAUUGCCCUGGAACGUCAAGUCCAGCGUGCACUCCGACAGCCACAACCUCGUCGGCACCAACAUCACGACGAUGUGCUUUGACUUUUCCAGCGGAGAGCUGUGGGUUGAAGAUGAUGCAGCCGACAUCGAGGGCGACGCCGUGUUCAGGACCGACGCUUUCAACAGGACCCGGAAAGGGAAGCUCAUAUCCACCAAGGAGACACCGCUCGUCCUCGACCCCAAGCGCAAGCACUGCACAGAAGCAUGGCAAGGAGACAGAUGGACCCUCGCUUUCUUCACCCCGCGUGGUUUUCCGGAGUCCACCCCAGCCUUACGAGACCGCCUUCGAGACCUUCGUUUUCCUCUUCGUGGUCUCCCUAUCGAGGAACAUCACCAUGAUUUCGCACGUGCGCCCAGACCGCCCAAGAGCACCCGCAAGGGGUUAUGGAAGGCGGCGAAAAGGCUCGCUUCAAUGACUGCGUGGUGUACGAUGGCGGCUACUUCUUGGGCAACUACAGACUUCCCUCUCGGGAAGAAACGAGGAGCACCCACCCUGUUUGAAGUGGGCGACGUGACGAAGACCUUGGAGGCUGGCGACUUUGACUACGUCUGCAUGGAGCCCCUUCUCCCUGAGGAUCUUGGACCACCUAAUGUUUUCUCUGAGGCCAAGGACAACCUCGUGAAGUUCGAGCCCGAGACCGUUUGGGUCCAUGUCGAAAAGAUAUAA